GGGUGGUUCAAGCUUAGAUAGCUCCAACAGAUGCAACAAGCUCUCCUGGUGCAGUGUAGAUACCCCGGUCCGGCAACUUCCGUCUGCGCCUAUUGCAUCGAUUGCAGCUUCUCAAAUCACUCCACCAUUCUAGAAUUUAUAGAUAUUCGUCUCGUUCUCACUGAACAUUACAUAUUUGUAGACAUUUUGAGUUGCUUCUCAUAAUUCAUUAUAAGGCGUGCCGACAAACCAACUCAAUGUCUCGCCCAGCAAAGUUAACACUCCUCGGCACUUCACUCUUCGCCGCCGGCACUAUAGUCUUCGUACAUUAUGCGCAGACGGCCGAGAAAGCUGCAAUGCACGCAGGCGUAAUCCGAGAUAUGGAACAACAGCGCAUAAAAAAAGAGCGCCAGUUAGAUUUCGAUUUGCAGCGGGCGAUGGAAGAAGAAUAUAGGAAGGUGCAGAAUGUUAGUGAUGGGACUACGAAAUGAUAUACCUCUGCAACUUCAGACAAGUAUAGAUGUUAUGUUUAGGGAUUACGAAUUAUGGUACUCGUUUGAACAAUGAACGAGAGAUGUAUAUUACAAACAUGGGUACACGGCAACAGAAGUUACGGAUCAAUAUGUAUGAGUAGGAACAGGAAGUUAUAGAGGGAGUCCUAGAGUACAUCUAGCAAUCAGUUCUAUGAUUGGAGCAUGUAGGCAUGGAUGGCAUGAUUUAAGGAAUAUAUUAACUCCUGUACAAAUGGACCAUGAAGAUGAUUCGAUAUGAACUUCGAAGAGAACUUUCACAAAAACAAAAGAGAUCAAGCCACACCAUCGAU
Botrytis porri is the source of this 802-nucleotide messenger RNA. RefSeq lists its product as uncharacterized. Gene Ontology annotation, biological process: mitochondrial respiratory chain complex IV assembly. Lineage: Eukaryota; Fungi; Ascomycota; Leotiomycetes; Helotiales; Sclerotiniaceae. Gene Ontology annotation, cellular component: mitochondrion. The transcript is spliced from 2 exons. The coding region runs from base 237 to 470 and encodes 77 amino acids. The record is from RefSeq and is a predicted model, not a curated record.